Panicum hallii is the source of this 1252-nucleotide messenger RNA. RefSeq lists its product as uncharacterized. The record is from RefSeq and is a predicted model, not a curated record. Lineage: Eukaryota; Viridiplantae; Streptophyta; Magnoliopsida; Poales; Poaceae. Bases 256 to 789 code for a protein of 177 amino acids. The transcript has 2 exons.
CUCCCCUCCCGCCUCCCACACGCACACCCGCCACAGGGCAGAGAUCCCUCCACCCAGCCUCGCCGUCUCCUCUCCUCCACACGCGCACCGGCCGCGAGGGAGCGAAGAGCUUGUGCCUCCACUUCCAUGGCCAGCGCCUCCUCGUGUGCUCUUCGAAGCUUCAGAAUAUCUCGCUUGCCAGUAGCUGUCCUGGUUUGAAGGGCGGGCGUUGCGUUUAUUUCUCGGAGGGCAGAGACAGAGGAGAGGGAGAGGGAGAUGAUGGUGGGAAAGAGGGAGAGGGACUGCAAGAACCCGAUGCGGCGGACCACGAGCAUGACGGAGUUCGCGCCGCCGGAGGCGCUGACGGCGGUGGCGGAGGACGAGGAGGCCCAGCUGCCCGACAACAGCGGAGGCCAGGACUGGCUGUCCGCGUUCGGCUCCGGCGUCGGCGGCGCCGCGGCGCAGGAGGACUGGCUGGCGGCGUACCGCGCGCGCGCGGCGCCGGCGCGGGCGGGCCUGCGCCGGAACUCCGCCGACUACUCGGUCGUCGAGACCGCCGCCUUCCUGCGCGCCUGCGGGCUCUGCCGCCGCCGCCUCGGCCCCGGCCGCGACACCUUCAUGUACAAGGGCGAGGCGGCGUUCUGCAGCCUCGAGUGCCGGGAGCGGCACAUCACGCAGGAGGAGUGGAAGGACAAGUGCGCGGUGAAGCCCGUCAAUAACAAGGACGCGGCGGCGGGGGCGGCGCCGGUCACCGGCCGCCGCGCCGGCUCCGGCAAGCCCGGCGCCGGCGGCACGGUGGCCGCGGCAUGACGAGGCGCGAGCGAACGUACGCACCACCCACCGACGCAGGCCAGCUGCACCUGCCUAGCUACUCCACCUUCCGGCUUCCUCAACUAGCCAGCAGCCGCGCGCAGGCUUAUGGAUCGAUCACUCAUCAGCAACAUCUCCUAUACUAGUUAUCACCAGAUCGCUUAAUCGAUUAGACACCGGCCAUUAUUAGCUUGAUCCGAUCAUCGACAGACGAUCCAUUGGUCCGUGUAAUAUGUUUCAUAAAAAAAAAGAAAUUCUUCCAGCUCGCUAUGCUACCAUAGAUGCUGGUGUAUGCUGUCAGUGUACUGAUCGAGCAGCAUGUAAGCACACCCUGUAGAAAUGGGGACAGAAAGUGGGGGAGAGAAGUGGCCGAUGCACUGCCAUUGUUUGGGAUCGAUCGAUCGAUCUUGUCACGCCACAUAAUCAAACAUGUUAUUUACGAGGACAAGACACUACACGAGUU